CACCCGAAAAACUGUACCGAUGCGAGAUUUCUUCUCGCACUUUGGCACCACGACGAGACGCGCGACUCGGUAGGAGUUGGAUCCGACAUGGUGUCAAUGGCCGGAAUGCUUGGAGCUACGCUAAUACAAGGCCGGGUUUUCAUUACCAAGGAUUACCACGGUGCCAGGCACAAAGGAUGCACAGGAUCCAACCACGUGCUACUUUGUUCCCGAGGCUUCUGAGGAGUGCAUGGAAAGGGCAUUGCGGCUUGCUGAGCAAAAACAGGCAUGGGACGAGGGAAUUAUCAAAGAGUUUAGUGGCGAUCAAUGAAAUGGUGAGAUUCCAAGUUUUUGGGGAGAGCAAUGCGACCAACUGUGGGGGUAAAAGACAAGCUCAUGACAAAUUACCCACAAAUCAUCGAAGGUGGUGGAGAGCUCAGGCACUUCGCUAUCUCACACGAUUUCCAAGUGAGUAUCUGUGCAAUCUUUUAAACAAAGAACGACAUAGAGCCUUUGGGGAAGAAGUUGCAAAACUGGUGCUUAAAACCCUUGGCACUGAAUGGCCGCAUACAAGAAAUGAGAGUAAGCGUAAUUCCAGUAAUCCCAUGGAAGAACAUGUGUGGAGUGACUAUGGACCUUGGAUGCCGCGGCCUCUGUUAAGCAUUCAUGUGAGACAGGGUGACAAAGCCAGCGAGAUGAGAGUAGUCUCUUUUGACGAAUACAUGAAGCUCGCCAAUGUCCUCCGGAAGAAAUGCCCACACGUAAGAAAUGUGUGGCUUUCCACGGAAAUGCAGAACGUCGUGGAUGAAUCCAAGGAGUACAAAGGCUGGAAAUUUUAUUACAGUGAUGUUCCAAGGCAAGUUGGAACGAUCAGGAUGGUGGAGUAUAUGGCAUUACAAGCAAGCGUUCGACACGGCCUUUAUAAACUUGGUCAUGGCAGCCGAGUGUGA
This is a messenger RNA of Selaginella moellendorffii, 929 nucleotides long. RefSeq lists its product as uncharacterized. Bases 177 to 929 code for a protein of 250 amino acids. Lineage: Eukaryota; Viridiplantae; Streptophyta; Lycopodiopsida; Selaginellales; Selaginellaceae. Gene Ontology annotation, molecular function: alpha-(1->6)-fucosyltransferase activity. The record is from RefSeq and is a predicted model, not a curated record. Gene Ontology annotation, biological process: protein N-linked glycosylation. The transcript is spliced from 5 exons.